Molecule: messenger RNA, 3869 nt
Organism: Musa acuminata AAA Group (dessert banana)
Lineage: Eukaryota; Viridiplantae; Streptophyta; Magnoliopsida; Zingiberales; Musaceae
Exons: 14
Coding region: 40-3717 (1225 amino acids)
Biological process (GO): chromatin remodeling
Cellular component (GO): cytoplasm
Source: RefSeq, a predicted model, not a curated record
CGAUCCCAGAAAACCCCCGUGGGCCAGAAGGCGACCGUCAUGGAGUGGCGGGACGAAGAAACCCCCUCCGAGGAAAUCCUAAUGCUCGUCUUCUCUCGCCUUAAGCCCUACUGCCUCGACCUCCUCGACCUCCUUCGCAACCCUAAGAAGGAUGCCUCCUUCCUUGCCGAGAUGGCCGACUUCCUCCGAAGCGCCCCUGCCGCCGCUUUGCAGCCCUCUCUCGAUUAUACCUUGUUCCCUUUUCUCCUUUUGCUGGAUGCGGCUGUGCAGUGUAGAGAAGAGAAGAAGGCUGACUCGGAUGGGGGUUUUGGGAAUGGUGGUGCCCCAUUAGGUGCGCAUGCGAUCAGUGAUUCUGUGGCAGAAGGGUUGCUAAUGUGCCUAGAAGAACUUUUAAAGAAAUGCCAUCUUGGGUCUGUGAAUCAGAUGGUUGUGGUGCUAAAGAAAAUUACCACUGGAGCUAUGCUUUCACAUUCUGUGGCAUCGGAAGAAUUUCGUGAAGGAAUAAUAAGAUGCUUUAGGGCGAUACUUCUCAAUUUACAACCUUGCUCUGUUAGUUCCUGUUCAUGCAAGCAAAGGGUUAUCAUGUCUACAUCCAAAUCUAUUGAUGGUGCUUUUGUGCAUCAUAAUACUCUCUCAAGGGAUUGUGUAGAAUCACUAGAAUGUUUGCUAGCAUUUCUCCAAUCUCAAAAUGCUUCAGCUGCAGUAGGGCAUUGGCUAUCACUUCUUCUCCAAGCUGCUGAACUUGAGGCACUGAGAGGACACCGUGGAAGUGCAAAUCUCCGGAAAGAGGCAUUUCUGACCCUUCGAGUCCUUGUUGCCAAGGUUGGUACUGCUGAUGCACUUGCCUUCUUUCUACCGGGUGUUGUAAGCCGUUUUGCAAAGGCCUUAUAUGUAUCAAAAAAUAUGAUUAGUGGUGCUGCUGGAAGCUCUGUGGCCAUCGAGCAGGCUAUUUGUGGUUUGACUGAGUUCUUGAUUAUUGUUUUAGACGAUAAGGCAAAUCUUCACUCCCUUGAGAUGCCUGUAAAUGAUAUUGGAUCACUUUCACCCAUGGAAAAUAAAUCUACCCAAUCUGUCCUAGAGGCUCUUCGUAGUUUACCUCUAAAUGGUCAUGUUCAGUCAGCAAAUAUCAUUGGAGAUUCGUUUAAUCAAGCUAUCAACGAUGAUCAUAAACGAAAGAUAGUUGAUCAUAGCAAUGGCAAAAGAACUUUAUUCGUACAUCGUUCCAAGGAGUGCAUUGAUGAAACUUCUUCUAAUGUUGAUAAAUUAAUGUCUGCUGCAUUUCCACAUCUUUGUAUUCAUUCUGCAGAAAGGGUCAGAAAAGCACUUGUAGAUGGCAUACAGGGGCUUCUGUUGAAUUGCAGAUGCACUUUGCAAAGAAGCAAAUUAAUGCUUUUGGAGUGUUUGUGUGUGCUGGUUUGUGACGAUGCAGAUGUUGUGUCCAUGGUAGCACAGGAAUCCCUCGAAUCUUUAUUUGUUUUGGGUGAGAAAUUUAUAACCAAAAAUGAAAUUUCUGAUCUAUUUACCAGCCUCAUUAAAGCACUUCCAUGUGUGGUUCUUGGAAGUGAUGAGACAAUUGCUUUGUCACAUGCUCAGAAACUACUUUCUCUAGUCUAUUAUGCAGGUCCGGACCUUUUAGUAAAUUACCUUCAGUCUCCAGUCAAUGCAUCAUGUUUUUUGGAGUGUUUUGGAUUAUGCUUCAGUCAUAAUUCACGGUUUGCUGGUUCCAUGAAUAACCUAAUUUUGUCAAAACCGCUUUCAACUGGAUAUUUGCUUUCCAUUGCUGAGCUGAAAGCUGGCAAUAUCUUGAGUUCUCCAAGAAAUCUUACUAAGGAUGCCACUUUUCCUGUUGUUUCCAAAAUUUCUAUUUUGCAAGAUGAGGAUUUGCAAAGUCCUUCAGAAUAUGUAACUAGUGUUUUGGAGUUUCCUCACAUGCCUCCUUGGUUUGGUAUUGCUGGCAGUCGGAAACUAUACCUAACUCUUGCUGGAGUACUUAGACUUGUCGGGCUGUCCAUAAUAUCAGGACACGAGAGCAAUAUGUUUUUAUCAGUUCUUGUUGAUAAUUUGCUAGAUCAGUUUCGCCAGUUGAUAUCAGAGCUUCGUAUGAAAGAAUAUGGCAAAGAAGGGUGGAAAACUUGGUAUUUUCAUCAUGGUUCUGGCCAGUUAUUGCGCAAGACAAGUUCUGCAGUUUGCAUGUUAAAUGAGAUAAUAUAUGGAUUAUCAGAACAGUCAGUUAAUACAUAUUCAACAUUCUUUAAAAAGUCUAGGGAAGAAACCUUGCAAGAAAAGAAACUUGCAUAUGAUGAUGACAAGUCUACAACUUUCAAAUGCCAAGGAUCAGCUUGGAAUAUGAGAGAGGGAAAGGAUAAUAGGGAUGCUACAAUUCUUUCCAUUGCCAGCAUUUUGCAUGAAUAUUUGUCACCUGAAGUGUGGGACAUUCCAUUGGAUCAGAAUGCACCUCUGCUGGAACAUAAAAUAGAAUUAGAUCUUCCAUUACAUUUCUUCCUUGACACCAUAAUGCUGCAACAGGUGAUCCUAGAUGGAAUAGGCAUUUUCAGCAUAGUUCUUGGAAAAGAUUUUAUAAGCAGUGGAUUUCUGCACUCUUCUCUUUAUUUAUUACUAAGGAACUUGAUUUGCUCUAACAGUGAGAUAAGAAUCGCAUCAGAUGCUGUCCUACGUGUUCUUUCUGUUUCGUCCAGCCAUGCCACCGUAGGGCAGUUGGUUGUGGCAAAUGCAGACUAUAUUAUUGACUCUUUAUGUUACCAGUUGCAGCAUUUGGAUAUCAAUCCCCAUGUUCCAGAUGUACUUGCUGCUAUACUGUCCUAUGUCGGUACUGCUCGAGAUAUUCUGCCAUUGUUGGAGGAGCCGGAUGUUUCUGUAUCUCUUGCAAAAGUGGAGGAAGCUUAUAAGCACGAGAAACAAACCAAAGCAGCAAUCUGGGAAGCAGUUCAGUUGCUAUCACUAAAUGAUCUGAAAGAUGGGAUGGAGGCUGCAGAUGAGGAAGCUGACGAGAACAGAGUGCUUCCAGCAAUGAACAUAAUCUGGCCUUAUUUGAUUCUUUGCCUUAAAAAUAAGGUUUCAGUGGUUGUGAUCAGGAAAUGCUUGAAUAUGCUGCAUAAAGCAGUUCAAAUUGGUGGCGGGGACUUUUUUGUUCGCCGGUUUCAGAAUGAUGGGCAUACUAUAUGGAAGUUGCUUACUUCAUCCCCAUUUCGAAGGAAACCAAUGCUAUCAAAUGAGGAAAGAAUUCUUCUCCCUUACCGAAGUAAUUCUAUCACUUCCGAAGAACCUAUGGCUGAAGUCUCCAGCCAAAAAAUCCAGGCAGCAGUAUUGGACAUGAUUACCAUGAUAUGUUCGGACAAGAGGACUAGUUCAGCAUUACAGACAGUCCUGAAGAAGGUUAGUGGUAUUGUGGUAGGUAUUGCUUGCAGUAGCAUGGCAGGUCUCAAAGAUGCGUGUCUAAGGGCAUUAUCAGGACUUGCUUGCAUUGAUUCAGACCUUACCUGGCUUCUGCUUGCCGACGUCUACUAUUCCCUGAAUAGAAGGGAUGUUAUCCUUCCACCAUGUCGAGAUCUGGCUGGGAUUUCUGAGCUGCUUCCUGCCGCAUCAUCCAAAAAGGAAUAUUUGUUUGUGAAUUAUGCAGGAGAAGAUUUAGGCCUUGAUAUAGAUCCUUCAUCCGUGGAGGUAGUAUUUAGAAAGAUGGAAUCAGAAGUUCUUUUAUGAUAACAUUUGUACAGUCGGAUCUGUAUCAUGUUGAAUGUACUCUGUAAAUUUGUGGGAGAUGUUAAGAAUCAUUGAGAAUGUAAAAGGGCAUUAGAAGUCACUUUGUACAUGGUAUUUAUAAGAUUAUGUUACAUGCGGAGGCUUUUAGUGCA